Kockovaella imperatae is the source of this 2391-nucleotide messenger RNA. RefSeq lists its product as hypothetical. Lineage: Eukaryota; Fungi; Basidiomycota; Tremellomycetes; Tremellales; Cuniculitremaceae. The transcript is spliced from 5 exons. The record is from RefSeq and is a predicted model, not a curated record. The coding region runs from base 1 to 2391 and encodes 796 amino acids. Gene Ontology annotation, molecular function: protein binding.
AUGACCACCACUCAACGCCCACUGCCAACCCCUCCACUCUCCGAACGUUCAUCUCCCUCAUCACCUCGCUCAACCGACGAAUCUCCGCCUCCCUCUCGCAUUCCAACACCUGUCAAAUCGAAAUCGUCCAAAUCUAAACGAUCAAAAUCAAACUCUAAACCAUCUCCAACCAUUCCUACGACCACCCAAUCUGCCUUCUAUCCCUCUCACGAACCUACACGAACAACGUCGGAUCGCCUCAAAUCCAAAUCGUUCAUCUUCCCCGCUGCUCACCGUACACCCUCUGGGCCCGCUGCACUCAAUUCCGACGCCUCGCUCCAUCGCGAUUUCUUUCCUGACGAUACCCCUCGUCCGCGGUAUUAUUCCACCGUCUCGCAAUAUGCUGUCCCUAAAUCCGACUCAUCCGGUAAACUCACUGGCAAACUAAAGUCCCUGCGAAAGAAGAUCGAGACAGAACUGUCAAGGAAGCGAGGAGCUCCUUCCAGGAACCUGGGACGAGAUGAGCGAAGGGCAAACCGAAAGGCUCAACAGGGCACGGUUGCUGGCCUCAGGCCGAGUCCAGCUCUCACUGUCCCUGAAGGCAUGACCGUUGCGGAUGCCAGUCAACUCUGUGCAGCCAAGCGAACAGAUUGCGUCCUGGUCGUCGACGAGGAGGAGGGUCUCAGCGGUAUUUUCACUGCCAAGGACCUGGCUUUCAGGGUUACCGCCGAAGGUCUCGACCCGAGAUUGACCACAGUCGCCCAGAUCAUGACCAAGAACCCCAUGGUCACCCGAGAUACCACGAGUGCCACCGAGGCGCUCCAACUGAUGGUCAGCCGAGGCUUCCGGCACUUGCCUGUCUGCAACGAAGACGGCGAUGUUGUCGGUCUCCUCGACAUUACCAAGGUCUUCCACGAAGCCCUCGCCAAGGUCGAGCGAGGGUCCUCCGCUACAUCUCAGCUGUCCGCGGCUCUUGCCGGUGUCCAGUCUGAGCUUGGACCCGGAAUGGCUAGCAAUCCUCAAGCUGCAGCCAUGAUGGCCUAUGUCGACUCGCUCCGUGAGAAGAUGUCUCUCCCCGAUCUCACGACCGUUCUGGACCCUCGAAUGAACCCUCCCAUCGUCACGCCUCGAACGACAGUCCGAGACGCCGCGAAAUUGAUGAAGGAACGUCGAACAACUGCCGUGUGCGUGAUGGAAUCGAACAACGGCUCUAGCGUCCUUAGCGGAGCUAGUGGAGCUGGAGGGCACUCUCGAAUCGCUGGAAUCUUUACCAGCAAGGAUAUCGUCCUUCGUGUUAUUGCUGCCGGACUGGACGCGACCCGAUGCAGCGUCGUCAGGGUUAUGACUCCUCAUCCUGACACUGCUCCUCCCAACAUGAUCGUUCAGGAUGCCUUGAAAAAGAUGCACAACGGGCAUUACCUCAACUUGCCAGUCGUGGACGAUGACGGACGCCUCAUGGGCAUCGUUGACGUGCUCAAGCUCACUUACGCAACGCUCGAACAGAUUGAAUCGAUGAGCGAGGAGCAAGAGAACGGCACUUCCGGCCCAGUUUGGGGCAAAUUCUUCGAAGCCAUCAAUGCCGGCGGCGACGAUGGGGACACUGCUUCUGAGAUUUCGCACAGUCGUCCCGACACACCCUCGCGAAGCUUCAGACACCGUGCGCUGGAUAGCAUCGCCUCGCCCAUGUCUGAAGUCACCCCCAACGAUUCGGCAUCUGUGGCUGGCUUCCGUCACGAUGAUGGCGCUUCGGAAAUAGCGAGACACGUCGCUGCGUCAUCUGUCGCACCUCCCUCAGUGCCCACUGACGACGGUACUUACAUCUUCAAGUUCCGAACACCUUCUGGCAGGACGCAUCGGUUCCAGGCCAGACACGACAAUUUUGAGCUUUUGCGGGACAUCGUUGCUGGGAAACUCGCCACCGAUCCAUUCUUCCGUCAGCCGAUGAAUGCCAAUGGAGACAAUGAAGUGGCUCCACCUGAUCCCAACGUCUUCAGCGUCAGCUAUACGGACGACGAUGGGGAUCUCGUUACCAUCACUGCGGAUGCCGACGUUUCCGAUGCCGUCAAGAUCGCUCGAGGGAAAAAGACUGAUCGAGUGGUCCUCUUAAUCGAUGGUGGCAAACUUUGGGAAGAUGCAGCUCGGGAUGCAGGUGGUGACAAGGCGGUUGAAAAGCUCAAAGCGAUGGAACAAGAAGUUAAUGGUGUAGAAAAGGAGGAAGAAAAGAUGGAAAAGGCCUCGGCGGAUCCUGCCAAAGUGCCGACCUGGGGCAAAAGAGGGAUCGUACAUGCUCAUGGGGCUGCGGAGGAGCUCAUUGGAGGUGUUUUACCCAAGGAUAUGGUCUUGCCAGCGGCAGUUGGAUUCUUGGGCGUGGUGAUUCUGGGAGUUUUCAUCGCCGGCAGAGCGAGCAAGUGA